AUGGCUAGUUUAGUUUUAUAUUUUCUUGGUCAACCAGAAACAAGAGCCUUCCUCACUCUUUUUCUUUCAAUUAUUAUUCUUCCUCUAUCAGCAUUUUCUGCACCUUUAAUUCCUCAUUUUAUUUGGACACUUGUUCGUUCAUCAUAUCUUUUUAUUGGACUUUAUAUUGUUGCCGUUUGCUGUCUUGUGCGAUGGAUUGCUCGUGGUGGUCAAUAUGAUGCUCUUAAGACAAAGGAUCUUAGUGGAAAGACUUAUUUGAUCACUGGAUCUGCAGGAGGUAUUGGAAAACAAACAGCACUUGAAUUGUCAAAGCUUGGUGCUAAAGUAGUACUGUUUGCACGACCUGGCAACUUACAACAAACGAUCAAUGAUGUUAAAAAAGUAGCACGAGAUCCUAAACUCGUAAGUGGUUAUCCAAUUGACUUAUCCGAUCUACUCUCAAUCAAAACUGGUAUCGAACAAUACAAAAGCAGCGAAGGCGAAGACGCUCCAAUUACUGCUUUGAUCAAUAAUGCUGGCGUAGCGGCUUGUCCACAUUCACUUACAAAGGAUGGUUUCGAAAUGCAAAUGGGUACUAAUCAUUUUGGUCAUUUUUAUCUUACUAAAUUACUUCUUCCUCAAUUACUUAAAUCGAAAUCGCGUGUUGUUAAUGUUUCGUCAUUAGCUCAUGUCAUGCAGCAAGUUGCAUGUACACCUGAAACAUAUGCUCAACAAGUAAACAAACAAACUUAUAAACCUUGGAAUGCUUAUUCAAUGAGCAAAACAGCAAAUAUCUAUUUUACUCAAGAAUUACAUCGUCGUUUCGGUGCACAAGGUCUCAAAGCAUAUGUUCUUCAUCCCGGUGGAGUCGAUACAGGGCUAGCAAGACAUUUGUUUUUCUCUCAACUGCUCUUUGCACCUCUUCGAAUGCUUCUUUUCAAGACGCAACUUGAAGGUGCUCAGACAAAUCUAUUUUGUGCUGUAUCAGACGAUGUCAUAUCAGGAAAAUAUUAUUCAGAUUGUCACGAAACUGAAUUAGGUAACCCACAUGCACUCAAUUCAGAACGAGCACGUGAAUGGUGGGAAUAUUCGGAGAAGAUGGUGUCAGAAAAGAUCAAAGAACGUCAAUAA
Molecule: messenger RNA, 1110 nt
Organism: Adineta steineri
Lineage: Eukaryota; Metazoa; Rotifera; Eurotatoria; Adinetida; Adinetidae
Source: the annotation of a GenBank genome assembly